Zingiber officinale is the source of this 930-nucleotide messenger RNA. Its product is annotated as transcription factor bHLH30-like. Gene Ontology annotation, biological process: regulation of DNA-templated transcription. The record is from RefSeq and is a predicted model, not a curated record. Gene Ontology annotation, molecular function: DNA-binding transcription factor activity; protein dimerization activity. Lineage: Eukaryota; Viridiplantae; Streptophyta; Magnoliopsida; Zingiberales; Zingiberaceae. The transcript has 2 exons. Bases 224 to 859 code for a protein of 211 amino acids.
AGAGACGUAGUCCGAUGCAACUGGCUGCAACCCCAAAACCAACCAAGCAAACAAAACGUUGCCCGACAAAUUCAUUCCCCCUGUUUUUACCAGUCGGCUCUUCUUCCUGCUCCAUGUCCCCUGACCACCGGCAACCCGACACCAUAACCAUUCCUGUUCAUCGCCUCUGCUAUCAUGUAUAUCUAUCUAUCUAUCCAUUUGCUGCUAGUAUUUUCAGGGAAACAUGGAAUUUAUCAAUGUCAGCUCAUCAUCGUCGAGAACGGAGUUGGAGACGAGAGGCGUCCGAGUCCACAGCCACAGUGAGGCUGAGCGCCGGCGCCGGCAGCGGAUCAACGCCCACCUCGCCACCCUCCGCAGCCUGCUCCCCUCCGCCAGCAGGUUGGACAAGGCGGCGCUUCUGGGGGAGGUGGUGCGUCAAGUGCGGGAGCUGCGGGUGCGGGCGGAGGAGGUGGCUGUGGUGGUGCCUGGAGAAGCAGACGAGGUCGGGGUGGAGGAGGAUGAAGAGGCGGCGCGCGAUGAGACUAAGACAGUAGGCGGUGGGCAGCAAGGGAGGAUGGUCCGGGCGUGGGUGUGCUGCGAGGACCGACCCGGACUGAUGAGCGAGGUGAGCAGGGCGGUCCGGUCAGUCCGGGCUAGGGCGGUCCGGGCGGAGAUGGUGACCGUCGGAGGGCGGACGAGGAGCCUGCUUCAACUGGAGGUCAACGAGGCUGAGGCAGCGGCGGCGGCAGAGAGGGGGGAGGGCCACCACUCAAAGCUGCAGGCGGCGCUCUGGGCCGUCCUGCUCACCAACCGACACGGUGCGGUUGACAACUUCAGUAAGCGGGAACGUGUGUCGACCCGGUUCCGCAGCCGAACAUAGAUAGCUCUAACUCUAGUUAAUUUAUAAGUAGAUUAAUUUGCAUAUAAUUAAUUAACCUUGGAUUGGUAUUA